Annulohypoxylon maeteangense is the source of this 777-nucleotide messenger RNA. Its product is annotated as NAD(P)-binding protein. The transcript has 2 exons. Gene Ontology annotation, molecular function: oxidoreductase activity, acting on the CH-OH group of donors, NAD or NADP as acceptor. The record is from RefSeq and is a predicted model, not a curated record. NCBI's taxonomy places the organism in Eukaryota, Fungi, Ascomycota, Sordariomycetes, Xylariales, Hypoxylaceae. Bases 1 to 777 code for a protein of 258 amino acids.
AUGUCGAAAGUCGAUAAUGAAAUUCGAGGUCGCCUAGCCCUUAUAACGGGUGCUUCAGGAGGAAUUGGCUCUGCAUGUGCCCGAGACUUAUGGGCUAAUGGGGCUUCCCUUGCUCUGACUUAUUACAACAACAGACAACCUGUUGACGAAUUAGCCCAUGAGCUUCUCAAAUCACCCGGCAGCGAAGGCCUCAGAAUCAGUUGCCAUAAGGUUGAUACCGGCUCGGCUGAAGAUAUCGAACGGCUCUUUCUCGAGAUCAAGAAACAGCACGGCCAGGAUGGCCCAGAUAUCUUAAUCUCGAAUGCUGGGUAUGGCAAGAGACGUACCGGUAUUCUAGAUGUGAGCUUGGAAGAGUUCGAUUACAUGAUCAACAUAAAUCUGAGGGCUUCAUUCAUUCUCGCUAAGCUGAGCAUUCCUCAUAUGGAGGCUCAGAAAUGGGGUCGGAUUAUCUUCGUCUCUUCCAUAGCUGCACAGGGAGGAGGAAUUAACGCCUGCCAUUACGCUGCCUCAAAAGCCGGUCUAACCGGUCUCAUGAAGAAUCUAGCAAUGAAGCACGCUAAGCUGGGUAUCACAGCCAAUGACAUAGCUCCAGCUAUGAUAGGAGAAACCGGCAUGAUACCAGACGCAGCAUUUGUUGAAGGUACACCCGGAGACGUGAAGAAUAUACCGGUUGGACGGCUAGGGACUCCACAGGAAUGCGCAAAUGCUGUUACCAUGUUGUGUAGGACGGGCUACAUAACCGGUCAAAGUAUUUUGCUGAGUGGCGGUCUUAAGUAG